AUGCAACUCUCCUAUCUCUAUGCCGCUCUUUUCUUGGCGGUUGGAGCAACCGCUCAAACAUGCACCGGGACUCUCACGUACUGCACUGGUUCAAUAUGCAACUGUUUCUUCGACGGAGCUGCGGAAGAAUUGAACAAGAUUUGCCAAGGAAUGGGAUUUGAAAGAUCACUGGGACCUUCUCGAACCACGACUGGAGGUGAUUCCCGCUGCGAUCACCAGUGCUGCAACGGUUAA
Colletotrichum higginsianum IMI 349063 is the source of this 234-nucleotide messenger RNA. RefSeq lists its product as uncharacterized. Lineage: Eukaryota; Fungi; Ascomycota; Sordariomycetes; Glomerellales; Glomerellaceae. The record is from RefSeq and is a predicted model, not a curated record. The transcript has 2 exons. The coding region runs from base 1 to 234 and encodes 77 amino acids.